Acanthisitta chloris (rifleman) is the source of this 1378-nucleotide messenger RNA. It is a transcript of the gene SPNS3, whose product is annotated as spinster homolog 3 (Drosophila). NCBI's taxonomy places the organism in Eukaryota, Metazoa, Chordata, Aves, Passeriformes, Acanthisittidae. The record is from RefSeq and is a predicted model, not a curated record. Gene Ontology annotation, biological process: transmembrane transport. The transcript has 11 exons. Gene Ontology annotation, cellular component: membrane. Gene Ontology annotation, molecular function: transmembrane transporter activity. The annotation marks the transcript as partial.
GACCAGCCCAGCAAGGAGGGAUUACCUGGUAGUAGCUGUGCUCUGCUAUGCAAAUUUAAUAAAUUUCAUGGAUUGGUCCAUUGUGCCAGGAAUCCUGUUAGACAUACAGAAAUACUUCUGGCUUGGCGAUGGGGACACAGGUCUGCUGCAAACAGUCUUCACCUUGUGCUACAUGCUGGCUGCUCCCAUCUUCGGAUUCCUUGGUGACCGCUACAAUAGAAAACUCAUCCUUGCAGCUGGGAUUCUCUUCUGGUCUGGUGCAACACUAGGCAGCUCAUUCCUCAGUGAAGUGUAUUACAGGAUAUUCAUUCUUUCACGAGGCCUAGUUGGCAUUGGCACAGCCAGUUACUCCACAAUAGCACCUACCAUCAUUGCAGACCUGUUUGAGGAAGGAAAAAGGACCAUAGUGUUAUCUAUCUUCUAUAUCUUCAUUCCAGUGGGAAGUGGUCUUGGGUAUGUCCUGGCAGCUGGCAUGGCAGAAAUCACAGGUGACUGGCACUGGGCAUUCAGGGUAACUCCUUGCAUGGGAGGUCUAGCACUGGUUCUCCUGAUUCUCCUGGUCCCUCACAGGACCCAGAGAAGGACAGCAGCACACAGAGCACUGAGCAUCUCUGGCACAAGACGAGUAGCAGAGGAGAAACCAGGUGUACACGGAACUGCCAAGACUACUUGGUGUCAAGAUGUCAUAUCCCUUGCCAAGAACUGGAGUUUUGUGUGGUCCUCACUGGGUGUGACUGCCAUUGCCUUCGUCACUGGAGCCCUGGGAACGUGGGUACCAGUGUUUCUGUACAGGGCUCAGAUUGUCCAGGGCAUUGUCCCACCAUGCCUCCAGAAAUCCUGCAGUUCAUCCAACAGCCUAAUAUUUGGAGGCAUCACCAUGGGGACAGGAAUCUUGGGUGUCAUUGCUGGGGCAGAAGUUGCAAGAAGAUUAAGGAAGAUAAACAACAAAGCUGAUCCUCUGAUCUGUGCCACGAGCAUGUUCAUUUCUGCCCUGUGCCUCUUCGCAGCUCUGAUGGUGGCCCAGACAAACAUCCUUGCCACUUUUAUUUUCGUUGCCUUUGGAGAACUGUUUCUGUCUGUAAACUGGGCUGUAGUGACAGACAUACUGCUGUACGUGGUGACCCCGAGGCGACAGUCCACAGCCAUCGCCCUGCAGAUCUUGGUGAGCCAUUUGCUGGGAGAUGCAGGCAGCCCAUACCUCAUUGGCAUUAUUGCCAAUGCUAUCCAGGCCAGGAAUGUUCCCUCGUUCCAGUGGAGUUUCUGGAGCAUGCAGUACAGCCUUGUCAUCUGUGUUUUUGUUGGGGUUUUCGGAGGAGGCUUUUUCCUCCUGACGUCUUUCUACGUCGAGGAAGAUCGGCAAGAAGCAGAAAGACUCUGA